UCCUUAGUGAACAAACCUGGUCGAACAAACUAGACCUCAGCCAUCGGGGGUGUCUGAAAGACAAAAUUCAUUUGAUCUGGAUGGUCCUUGAUAAGAGGGGAAUCAUGACAGCGCAGAGUUGACACUACGAAGGAUGAGUGAGAUACGCAGGGCCCUGCAGUGAGACACACAGAGACAUUGAGACACACAGAGACUUGCUGCGAGACGUACACAGACAGAGACUGUGACUUUGAGACAUAUAGAAGCCUGCAUUGACACCUGGAGUAAUUGUGACAGUGAUACAUUCUUGGAGAAAGAAGCUGAGACAAUUCUAAACAUAGGAACCUACAAUGAAACAAAAAGAGACCGUGCAUGUUGUGAUGAGACAGUGAGAAAUACAGAGACGUGGUUUUUGUGAUGAGAUGCACAAGUCCCUGAUAACUGGCACUACAACACCAUGGGCUCCCGCAUUAAGGAAAACCCAGAGCGGAUAUUUGAUGGCUUUUUUGAGGUUUUGCACCCAGAGUCAGUGAAAGCAGAUCCAAUUCUAAAAAGACAAUUUCCUGAGCAUCUGGAAGACCAGGACUCAUAUGCAGCAUUAGCACAGUUCUGUUUUCCUUUUGAUAAAGCGAGAUGGCAAAAUUCUUCUGUCCAGCAUUUCAGCUUCACUUUGACUGAUCUCCAAGGCUAUCAGAGAUUAGGUUUCUGUCGCUUGUCCAUCCAGGCCAAAAGCUGCAUCUGCAUCUUAAGCUGUCUUCCCUGGUUUGAACUUUUCUACAAACUUCUCAACAAUAUUGCCGAGUAUUUGGCGAAGGAGCAGUUCAAUGAGGUGGACUUACUCCUGCAGGCCCUGUAUCAGCACCCAGUUCCAGAGAUCAACACAGCCCUGAGUCUGGAAAUGUUGUCACACUUCAUUACUCCUGAUCCUACACGACUUCCAUCCAUCCCAGAGAAUAGGAACCUGACUGAAUUCAUGGUGGCUGUUCAUGUAGACACAAUGCUGCAGUUGUAUUCUAGCCUUCUGUAUGAGCGAAGAAUUCUCAUUACCUGCACCAAACUCAGCACUCUCACAGCAUGUGUACAUGCCUCUGCAGCCCUGCUGUACCCCAUGUAUUGGCAGCACAUCUACAUUCCCACACUACCACCCCAUCUACUGGAUUACAUCGGAGCCCCAAUGCCUUACUUGAUUGGUGUACACAGCAGUCUAAUGGAGCAAAUGAACACCAAGACUAUGGAAGAAGUGGUGAUUUUUAACGUGGACACGAACAGCCUAGAAACGCCUUUUCAAGACUUGCAGAACCUGCCCCCCAAUGUGGUCUCUCUGCUAAAGCUCCGUCUAAGGAAACAGUCAGCGCUGAUGGGUGAUGGGGUGUCCAAAGUUUUUCUGAAAGCUCAGGCAAUGCUGUUUGGUGGAUACAGAGAUGCCCUCAUCUGUACUCCGGGCGAACCCAUAUCUUUUUGUCAGGAGUCCUUCCUGAACAACAAGUGCAGUGCAAUGAGGGGUUUUCUUCAGAACGCAGUCCAUCUCCAGCUAUUUAACCAGUUUAUAGACAGUCGCCUGGAAAAGUUAAAUGCUGGAGAUGGCUUCACGGACAUCUUUGAACAGGAGAUCACUAACUGUGGUCUGUCAGGAAACUCCAAAUCCUAUCAACUCUGGCUGGAUAAUAUUAAGAAAGGAAGUGGUUCCCUCAUAAACAAUGUGAAGACCCGUGCACAUCCUGCAGUCCGGAACAUGCUGAGAUAUGCAAAAGGGCAAGCAAGAUCUGGUCUGCAGGGAAUGAGAAGUCGCAUGAAACAGAAGGAACAGCGUCAACUCCACCGCGGGGGCUCACUCAGGGGAGAUGGGGGUCUAACACAGAACCAUGAGAAAUUGCAGAGCCGACUUCCAAUCACACAGCACUUUGGGCAGUCACGUCCCAAGAGGCCAGGAAAGAGAUAUAUGGAGAGUGAUUCCUGGGAAUCCCAAAGUCAUCCCCAAGAGGAAACAGGUAAAGAAAGUGAAGUAGUGGCAGAAGCAGAGGAUGAGUUUCCUUUGAUGGAAGACCAGGGCAUGGACCUGCUGGAUGAAAUCUUUGAAACACUGAACACAAGAGCACCUGGGGAGGAACGUGCAUUAUAUGGAACACAUAGCUUGGACUUCUUCAAUCUUGAUGACAGUCAAUACUUUACAAGGUUUCAGUCUAUAAGCCCAACAAGUGAGGAAGAUCUCAGUAUAAGUCAGCCUAGAGAUUCUUGUCUCUGGUACCUACAAGAGGAGGAUGAAGGGUCCUUGGACGAAACCAAUACAUCUCCAGAACCUACGUCACUAACAUCAGACAGCACGUCAAUGAACAUAGAAGAUAUUUCACAGACCACAAAUGACAUUCCACCAUCUGUCUUAGUCGCUUCACCAAUAUCAGAGAUCAUCUUGCCAACCACAAAGUUCACCUUACCUUCAUUAGCCCUAAAUGACACUUCAGAAAUACAGGAGGUCACAACCUUAGCCGAAGCACGAACAUCUCUAGAAAAUGAGGUCAAGUUAUUAACCAAAGAGGUUGCAUUACUGUCUAAAGAGGAUACUCUGCCAACAGAGGACAUCAAAGCACAAGUCAACAUGGACAUCCCUACACAAAAAGUAGAGGUAAUCUCACUAGCCAAUGUAGUCACAUCACAAAUCAAAGACAACCCAGCAACACCAGAGUCUGCAGUUUCAUCCACAGGUAGCUCUACAAAAACCCCAGAGAACAUAGUUCCAGUUACGGGUAUCUCUUCAACGCCAGAGUCUGUAGUUCCAGCCACUAUUACACAAAAAAGUGCAACCACAGAAGGUCCAACUCCUAAUCAUUAUAAAACAACUGAGAAGGAUACGGAGUGUACAAACCAAGGUGCCUCAUACAGUGUGUCAGGUCCUAGUGUACGAACAACUCUCUCUCGAUUCCAGAGUGGUCCUUUGGACCCUCGACUUAUGUGGCCUGGAACAAAAAAGGAUGCAGCACAAAAAGUAAUUCAUUUCAUUAAUCAGCAACAGAAAAACAACCCUCAAACUCCCUGCACUCUUAACAUGAUCCCCAGAAACACCAGCAAUUCCAAACUCAAAAUGCAAUCAGAUUUAAGUCCGACAACCAACAACCCAAAAUCCAUCCAAGCACUGAAUGCUAAUGCUUCAAUUUCAAUUCCAAAAAGAGAACGUGUAGAUCAAGAAGUUUCCCCAGAAUCAGCAGACUUGAGACUCAAGUCUCUCCCUAAAGUUUCUGAGCUGAAGAAAAGAUUUGAAGUUUAACAAAUUAAUGACC
Molecule: messenger RNA, 3251 nt
Organism: Pelobates fuscus (common spadefoot toad)
Lineage: Eukaryota; Metazoa; Chordata; Amphibia; Anura; Pelobatidae
Gene: DENND1C
Product: DENN domain containing 1C
Exons: 22
Coding region: 437-3238 (933 amino acids)
Biological process (GO): endocytic recycling; endocytosis
Cellular component (GO): intracellular membrane-bounded organelle; cytosol
Molecular function (GO): guanyl-nucleotide exchange factor activity; phosphatidylinositol phosphate binding
Source: RefSeq, a predicted model, not a curated record